AUGUCUGCCAUUGCCCCAAUCACCGGAACUUUGAAGAGAAAAAUUAUUGCCGACAUCACCACCGGCUUCGCCUGCGGCUUUGUUUUGGCCGGCCUUUACUGGAAGUUUGAGCACAGAGCCAUUGUGGAAAAGAGAGAGGCUUUUUACGCCAAGUUGAAGGCUGAAAAGGACGCCGAAGACUCUGUUUGA
Messenger RNA from Clavispora lusitaniae ATCC 42720, 189 nucleotides. The record is from RefSeq and is a predicted model, not a curated record. Lineage: Eukaryota; Fungi; Ascomycota; Pichiomycetes; Serinales; Metschnikowiaceae.